CGUUGAAAGGAAUCGUCGUAGAUUCGUCGUUGAAACGAAACGUAUGAUUCACUCAGUCAGAUACGUAUAUCGUAGAUAAGUAAGAAGAUAACGAUUAUCACGAAAGGGCGUGCGUCGCGUACCUUUCUAACAAGACGUUACAACGUUUCUUGCUCAGUUAGCACGAAUAUCCAAAAUGAACGAUCAAAUCCUCAGGAUUCUUCUCUUCUUCGCAGUUUUCCGAUCGCUAUCGUGUCAACAGAGCACGCAGGAUGGGACCAUAAAAAUCGGCGAGAGAUGCGAGAGAGAUCGCAACUGUAUCCCACACGCGUUUUGUCGUUCGCAAAUGACCUGUCUGUGCGAUCAAUAUUACUCGCCUACUCCUGAUAACUCGAUGUGCAUCGCUAGUGCCGGAUUGAGUUGUACGAAGGAUUCGGUAUGUAGAUCGAUGACGAACGCUAUGUGCAGACAAGGGGUGUGCGCGUGCAAAGAUUCGUAUAUUUUAGAUAUAAAUAAUUCUUCGAAUUGUAUCAGUAGGCCGUUAGUAGUGGGUGAUCGUUGUCAAAGGACCGACGAGUGUCAAGAUGUAUUUGAUCGUGCCAUGUGCAUCAAUGGACGCUGUCAGUGCAUCACGUCUUAUCAUUUCGUUAAUGAAACAGGGAAAUGCGUUCCAACACGGUUUUUAUAUAAUUUGUGUACGGAGAGCUAUGAGUGUAGGAGUUUACACAAUGAAACUGUCCUUGAAUGCAGAAACGGCGAAUGUGUUAGUACAGGGGGACAAGGAACUUAUACUAAAGGGUCCACGCUCGCUUUUCUUGGAAUUCUUGUGACGCUCUUACCUUUUAUACAUUGACUGAUUUAAAUUAGCAAAUAAAUCUCGACUAAUUAUGAUUGUUUUA
Messenger RNA from Frieseomelitta varia, 878 nucleotides. Its product is annotated as prion-like-(Q/N-rich) domain-bearing protein 25. The transcript is spliced from 6 exons. The coding region runs from base 176 to 832 and encodes 218 amino acids. The record is from RefSeq and is a predicted model, not a curated record. NCBI's taxonomy places the organism in Eukaryota, Metazoa, Arthropoda, Insecta, Hymenoptera, Apidae.